Molecule: messenger RNA, 2319 nt
Organism: Pestalotiopsis fici W106-1
Lineage: Eukaryota; Fungi; Ascomycota; Sordariomycetes; Amphisphaeriales; Sporocadaceae
Exons: 2
Coding region: 1-2319 (772 amino acids)
Source: RefSeq, a predicted model, not a curated record
AUGGACGGAUUACCCUCCUACGAGGAGGCUACAACGCUGCCACACUGGCUUCAGCUGGCUGCCCCAUAUGUACCCAUGGCUGACUGGCGGCGAUGCUGCCUUGUCAACUCACAAUUCCACGAACAAUUUGCUUCUCGACUCUGGCUGGACCCGCUCGUGACUGCAAGAGCACAUGGUCUGCAUCCUAAUGAUGACCUCUCUUGGUAUCGAAAGUUCAUCAAUGUUCAUCUCAAGUCGGUACGACCAAGUACACGUGCAUUGGUUCGAUCGCUUGAUUUCCGAGACUUUGCCAUCGUGGCCUCUGGGCUCUAUUCAUCAGAUGCAAGUGAGAGGGCCAUUUCCGAAAGUCUCAAAGGUUUACCGACGUUAUUUCCAAACUUGAUAUGCUUGCUCAUUGCUGGGCAUCCUGAAAUCAACUCCGAGUCACUUGUAGCGACUCACACGGAAGAAGCAAAAGGUCAGGUUCAGACGGCGCUGCAAAUGCUCGACCUUGCUGGCUGUCUGCACCCACUUACAACUCGGAUGUUUCGCUCUUCUUUUCUUCGGGACCUCGUUUACCUGGAUAUCUCAUUUCUUCCUGGAUCUGUAGGUACUCUCGUGCAAACAUCCUUGAAUCCAGAAUUUGUGCCAGAAUUACGGAUACUCAAGGUGAGGAGUCGAGAGAUGGAUGAUGCCACUGCUCACCUUUUGCUUGAACGUUUCGGGAGACAGCUCUGGAGUCUAGACAUUUCCGAGAACAAACUAACCGAUGCUACAAUUGAAUCACUAAUUGAGCACUCCUUUUCUGAACUUACAUAUCAGUCAGAUCAACAUUUCAACGUCGAGGGCAAGCUCAAGAAUGAUCGCUCAUGGGGUACCAGGGAAUUCGGGCCCUUUGAGUCAAUUUCCGAGUCAAACGAGAGCUCUUCGUUCACUCAUCGGAUGCGCUACGUGCCAGAUGCUCCACCUUACCAUUGCCAUGCUGGCCAGCAGGACUUGCAGGAGUGGCAGGUUGUACGUUUGACUGGUGUCGAGAGUCGGAUCAAUGACAGUGCUGCGGGCGUCCUACAGUGCCUGCUUGAUGACGCUCUGCAGCCCGUACCCGAGGCAAGAGGUGCUGCAUCGAGCAUUCGUCAAGGCAGAGGCGGUUUGACACAUCUCUACCUGAAUGGCAACCGCUUCACGUCGGCUGGAAUCCAAAAGUUGCUUCGAUGCGUCAAGGGACAAUUACAGCACUUUGAAUGCGAUUCCUCACGGCUUUCAUGCUUGGUUCCCGAUUCUCGUUCCUUGCCGCAGGUGCAUGGUCUUUUCGGUCUCUCGCACCUAUUUCGACCAGUCUUUGCGUCAAAUCUUCGAUCCUUGAGGAUCCACCAUUCGGCUGUCACGUGUGUACCGAGACUUGAAGCAGACUGGCUCCCGCCACGUGAAGCUGCAAUACAGGCAGAAAGGGUAUUCCGACAGCACAUCCAAAUGGCGUAUCCGUGUGCUUUUGUUCCAGACAUGAAUCCACGCAUUACCUCACUGACACUGACUCAAAUUCCUGCGCGCUCUUCUGGCCCGCUCAUUCGGGCAAUCACGAGAUUCCUCGAUCUUGCAUCUGACCAGCAGCUUGCAAUGAGGGAAUCAAAUACCAAUGCAAACCGGCGUGACUCGGCCAACCUAACAGGUCUUUGCCACAUUCGUUUGGAACUAUUGCACGAUCAUGCUAGAGACUUGACAGAUGUCUUGUCUGAUGAAGGUGUGGAUUUUGACCAGCUUCUCGAUCCUGUCGCGCCAGGCGAAGGUCAGGGCGAGGCAUUUUGGUGGGACCAUCCCAAGCACAAGCUACGAGCGCACAGCGUCAGCAGCAAAGUUUCUUGUGAAGCUCCAAACGCAAGUAGUGUCGACAAUAAUCCUGUAAAUGGCGACGAGCUAUCCGUCAUACCGCAAAGCAGUGGUAUUCGGCACAACAAACAAGAGGAAUACGUGCAUUGUAGAAUCGAUGCCGCCGAUUCGUGGACUGGCAACAUGUUUACGGUUCCGGUAUGGGUUGGUUGUGGCGUCGUUGGACCCUCGCCGGCUCUCAAUGAAUACAUGUCCAAUGUAUUGGACUCUAGUUGCCGAAAGAAUAUUGGGCCAGCCAUGCCCGAUCAAAUCGCCGCUGGUGUGCCUCCAGGAUCCUACAUCUUUCAUGAUGCCUGGACCAUGAUGGUCUUGCCCACCAGUCUCCGAAAGUUGGACGAUGAAUCAAAACGCGAUCCAAUGGAUUGUGUUGCUACUGCGAUCAAGGAGUAUCGACAGAAAACAAAAGGGACAAACAGGCACUGGAAUGGUAAACUUGAGCUGCUGAGAGUGGCAUAG